Molecule: messenger RNA, 318 nt
Organism: Paraglomus brasilianum
Lineage: Eukaryota; Fungi; Glomeromycota; Glomeromycetes; Paraglomerales; Paraglomeraceae
Source: the annotation of a GenBank genome assembly
AUGGGAAAGUCGAAAGGUGGAAUUGCAAAGGGAGGCAAGGGGCAAUGCCCAGAGGCGUAUCAGAGGAUGAAUUUCCUAUAUCAGGCGGCUGUCCUGAUGACUCGGACAUAUAUGGAAGAGAAACAACAGCAGGAGAAGCGGCACGAGGAAAGCAAAAUGGAUGGACAGGAAGAGAAAGAUGCCAUUGGCGAUAAGGAAGAGAAAGUCGAGUCACUUGUAUCGUUGGGAAGAUUCUACACUAGCACGAUGAAAAGCAUUGGACGAAAGCAAGUUCUUAGGAUAUCCUUCGAUAAAGCGCAGUCUUUGCCAAAAAUGUGA